This is a messenger RNA of Trypanosoma theileri, 573 nucleotides long. RefSeq lists its product as uncharacterized. Lineage: Eukaryota; Euglenozoa; Kinetoplastea; Trypanosomatida; Trypanosomatidae. The transcript has a single exon. The record is from RefSeq and is a predicted model, not a curated record. The coding region runs from base 1 to 573 and encodes 190 amino acids.
AUGAGUACAAUAUCAUUUCAUACGCCUAUUGAGAGUCAAUGUGUUAGUAGUAAUAAUGAUAGUAACAGUAAAAAGAAUAAUACGAAAGAGAACUUAAUAAUUCCUGUAUCUAUCUCUACACUGUUUGCAAACAAACUUGGACUUCGUAAUCUAUUAUUACACUCUUCCUCUAUUGAUGGAUUACACCAGAAUAGUGAUGAGAAGACACGCUGGUGGAUCAUUCCACCUUCUUUUCUCACAGACUGGUUUCACAAUAGACACGGCACACUUCACGGGGGAUUCGCUCUUGCGCUCUUAAUUACAUUCUGUAAACUUCACGUGGGAUUAUUAUAUGGAGAGGAUAGUGAUGUGAUUAAGAAGGCAAGUGUGCAGUAUUUACGUCCAGUGAAUAUUUCAUCACCUCUUGCAGUGCGUACUUGUUUAGAAAAUGUAGAUAAGAAUAAAGUGCGGGCAACUGUAGAACUAUAUACACAAGAAAAACAAUCGAAGAAGUUCGUAUUGGGUGCUUCAUCUAUGCUUUGUAGGGCUUUCAUUACUAUUGCGCGGGGUUCUUCAGUUCAAUCGCAUUUGUAG